AGGCGACCUGUCGGCAUGAGAGAGACAGUCCCCUCAGCUGACUCUAAGUAUUUUUAGUCCCAAGGCGAUCAGACAGGAGGAGAGGCUGCAUUCAAACGUUGAAUGUGCGGCUCGACAUGCCACCUCACAUGGAUUACUUUUACCACGAGUCCCGAGUCCCUUCCGCUUGCGGGCUGACCCGGGAGGAUGAGCUGGAGCCCGGUGUGAUCAGCUGUAUGCUGGUCGGUGACGGAGCCGUCGGGAAGACCAGCAUGAUUGUUAGCUACACCUCCAACGGAUACCCGACAGAAUACCAGCAGACUGGUUUCGACGUCUUCUCCGGUCAGGUCCAAGUAGAAGGAUCUCCAGUCAAAGUUCAACUUCUGGACACCGCUGGACAGGAAGAGUUUGAUGAAUUCAGGGCUCUGUCCUAUGCCCACACGGACGUCUUCCUCCUGUGCUUCAGCAUGGUCAACCCCACCUCAUUUCACAACAUCACCAAGAAGUGGGUCUCGGAGAUCCGGGCCUACAACCCGUCCUCGCCCAUCGUCCUUGUUGGGACUCAGUCGGACCUCUUACUGGACGUGAACGUCCUCAUCAACCUGGACCGAUCUAAUGUCAAGCCCAUUCUGAGCUCCCGGGCUCGGAGCAUGGCGGAGAAGAUCAGGGCUGCAGACUACAUAGAGUGUUCGUCACUCACGCAAAAGAACCUGAAGGAGGCGUUUGACGCGGCCAUCUUCGCCGCCAUUAAGAACAAAACCCGCAAGACCAAGAAGAGGAGGUUUUCCGACCGGCGAACAAAAGCUUUCUCCAGGUGUAGCUGGAAGAAGUUCUUCUGCUUCAUCUGAACUCAUGAACGGACCGUUAACCCUGUGGGUUGUGGACAAAACUCUUGAUUUAUUUAAAUCCUUUACUUUCGCUUGAUGUCACACCUCCAAUCUGUGGCAGUUUAGCAUCCUUCCCUGUUGAGUUUUUUGUCUUAUUUUACUCUGGGAUGCCAAAUGGUGCUAGGGAAACAAGACAUGAGCACACUGAGCAUUGGGAACCAACAUCUAUGGAGGCAGCAGAGAGGAUUCUGGGUCAUUAUCAACUUGAGUGUGGUUUCACAACCCAGCAGACAGAUUCAGGGCAGCAGUGUUGCCUACAUUAUAUUCUAAUGGUGAUUGUUUCAGGGCGAUAGAAGAACAACAUGUCUCGCAUAUUAAAAUCAAAGCAUCUGUGUGUUUUCUAUGUAUGCAUCACUGGUGCGAGAACUGGGCAGCGAACUGAGACUUUCACCGCGGCGAGUCGACUCGAUCAACAUGCGAGCAGAAAGAGAAAGGACAGGCCAUCAUGUAAAUGCUGUGAAUUUGCAUGGUGUGCUUUGCUACCAGCUGCAGCCUUUAAUGCAAGCGGGGGAAACAGAAAGUAUCAGGGCCGUGUGUGAGCAGAUGGGCGUUAGCCGCUUCUCCGCUGUGCCCUGGCUGUCUGGCAACGGCAGCCGAUUUGAAUGCGGCGGCUGCAAGUUCAGGUUGCAGGGUGACGUGCCACAUUCUUACCUGUGCGUGAAAGCUCCCCUGGCUGGUUCUGCCUGGUCUUCUCUGGUCCUCAAGUUAUUCCGCUGACAAUCUUAUCACCCCUGCAUUUAAGUGGAAUUUUAUCAAGCGAUUUAAACUCUGUGGAAAAAGAAACACAGCGGGCUGAUUUGUUUGUGGCAAAGUCUUAACUCUAAAGGUUGGUGCAGGAACUUGUUUGAAAGUCCUCUUGUUUGAGGUGAAAGGUUGCAUGGGAGCGGCAAACCUUUGGCUUUUUGUCCCCGUCUCCCAUCAAUCUGCAUCUGUGAAAGCAAGCACUGCAGGAGCUUUAACUUCCACCCUGCGGGUCCUCCCACCACCACCACCGGCAGCCUGGCUUUUUUAUUCGCCCCUCUUUGUUUAUAUGCUCAAUACACUCCUUAUCUCCUCAAAAGCCCAGUGUGUACACAGUUAGAGGACGUUAAACUGCCUCUGCUUGAAUGUAAGUGGAAAGUAACACACUUUUUGAAAAAGCCUUGUGUCUGUCUCAUAUGUGCAAAAGAAAGACAUAUUUUGCUCUCCGGUGUAACGGUAUCUGGUGGAUAUAUACAUAUAAGUGUAUAUAAGUUUCCAGAGGCAGGGCUUGGCUUUAUUAUGCUUCUCGUGGAAGUCAGCUUAAUGUAUAUGUUAUUCUGUUUGUUAAAACAGGUCAUGUGUCAUGUUUAGGUAAAUGAAAUAUUAGACAUGGAUUUUAAAUGCAUUAAUGUACUCUCCAAACAUUUUGUAUCCCUGUCACUAAUCUCAAUUCGCCAUCUCCUUCUCUAACCUGUGUGUCUUUUUUACAUGUUGGAGCGAUGUGAUGCAAAUAAAUGAAGUGCAAACUGUA
Molecule: messenger RNA, 2358 nt
Organism: Chelmon rostratus (copperband butterflyfish)
Lineage: Eukaryota; Metazoa; Chordata; Actinopteri; Chaetodontiformes; Chaetodontidae
Gene: rhov
Product: ras homolog family member V
Exons: 3
Coding region: 117-827 (236 amino acids)
Biological process (GO): small GTPase-mediated signal transduction
Molecular function (GO): GTPase activity; GTP binding
Source: RefSeq, a predicted model, not a curated record